UUUAAAAUACAUUUUACAUUACAUGUCAGAAAACAUAAAAAAUAUUUAUAUGACAAAAUAAACAUUGCUUUUCGCUUAAAUUGGAGGUUCAAACUACCAAGACGCAGGUGGGUGGCAUAUUUAACACUGAAUUUAAGCGAAAAUUAAUGUUUAUUUGUCAUCUAAAUAUUUUUUUUGUGUUCUGACAGCAGUACAAUGUAUUUUGAAUUAACUAAAUUACAUACAGUCUUCUUUUGUGUGAAUUUAAAAAUUAUGGAAAAUUAUUUUAAAUAUAAAGAUAAUUAAAUACCCUUUCAAAUAAGCUGUCACACUAACCUUAUUCUCAUUUAAAAAAGUUAUCGAUUACGUAAUCACGCCCAGAUGGAUGACGUCACUAUAUAUACCAAAAAAUUAUAAUUCAAAAAUAAAAAUCGACCUAUAUUGGGAUUUCUCUUCAAAAUUGCCCAUUCUGGGAAAAUGAAUUUAUUCCAUAAUUUUGCCCCUCUCUAUAUAUACGAUGAUGCAAAAAGCAUCAUAUUUUUCUCUAUAUUGGUUUAAACAAGUGCAUUGUGAUUAGCAUGUUGGAUGAAUAGUUUAAGAAUAUCAACUACAUAUAAGUAAAAAUAGUACUUAUUUACAUGACAAGGAUUUUAUGUUGCUUUUAGAAUGGACAGGAAAUCUAAAAUUUUAGUAAAUGCACUUAAAAAGUCCGAUAGAAUUAUAUUGGACUUUUUAAAAAUUCCUGCAUACGAAACUACUAAAGGAACAACUGCAGACGAGAGAAAUAGUUUCCUGAAUGCCAUGGUAAACUUUACAACCGAACAUCUGGAUAAUUAUAAAACCAAUAUUACACCUAUUUCCAAAAUGCAAGUUGAUGAAAUAUCGUCAACAGAGAAAGUGUAUAAUACAAGAGUUUAAGCCAAUAAAGCAAAAAAGGAUAUUUGUUCUAAUGACAACAAUUAUACUGAAGAUGUAGAUCAUGUUGAUAAAGUAUCAUCAACUCUUAACGAACAUAACGCUAGCGAACAUAAUAUUAGCAGUGAUGAAGAAUACAUUCCAGAAUCAGGAGAUGAGUCUAAAGAUUCUACUUCAGAUUUUGAAGUUUUUGAAAAACGUGAAACAGAAGCACUUCCCGUUCAAGUAUCGAACAAAAAAAAUAAACGGGUUUGGACCAAGAAAGAUCAUUGUUUUUAUUGCUAUACUGAUGUAUCUAAAUUCUCCAGACACAUUAUAAGACACCAUGAAUGCGAAAUAAAGGUACAAGAGAUCCUGUCAUUACCAGUGGGACAUAAAAGACGGAAAUAUCUUUUUAAUAAAUUAAGAAAUGAAGGAAAUUUUUUAAAAAGUAUAACUAAAGAAGAUGUUGUACCUAUACGAAAACCGGUAGCAGAAAAUUCAGAUCAACCAACAACAUCGACAUAUCUACCAUGUAAAUAUUGUAAGGGAUUUUAUAAGAAACGAGCUCUUUAUAGACAUAUAAAGAAGUGUGUUCACAAUGAUGAGAGUCAUAAGUAUGGCAGAACUCUUGCACAAGCUGAGGGACAGACUUUACUUUCGUCCUAUCGCUUUAAUGAUUUAUUAAGAAAAGAAAUAUUUCCAAGAAUGCGAGCCGAUAAUAUUUCUUUUAUUGCUAAAACAGAUCAACUUAUAUGUGCUGUGGCAGCUAGGUAUUUAAAAAGCCAAGGGAUAAACAAUUUCGCGUUGUUGCUUCACGCAAAAUGCGGCAAUUGGGUUCUUUACUGAUCGAAAUUAAGAAAAAAAUUAAAGUUAAAUCUUUGCAAGAAGUGCUAGAUCCUAUUUACUUUGACAUCAUAGUAGAAAGUACAAAGCAGAUAUCUAAAUUUGAUCCUAGAUCAGAAACGUACGGUGCACCGUCAUUAGCGUCCAAUAUGGGAACACUUUUAAAGGAAUGUCUUGAUGUCGCAUAUAAUAUGCAACUUAAAACAUGUGCAAUAGAAACGGAUGCUAUGAAAAAACUUAAAGCGUUUAAAGAUCUCAUUACUAGCGAAUGGCAAUAUGAAAUAUCAACUAUAGCUAACUCCUAUUUGAGCCAGAAGAAAUGGAAUAAGCCAUCUCUCGUACCUCUGGCAGAAGAUUUAACUUUACUGAGGUCAUAUUUACUGACUGAAGCCGAAAAAUGUCGAAAUACUUUAAAUGACAAUCCAGAGGACUUAAAAGCAUUUAAGACUCUUCAAGAAAUAUCUUAUAUCCAAUUACUUCUGCUAAAUAGAAGAAGAGCAGGGGAACUGCAGAGAAUCACUGUAAAAACCUAUACAACAAACAUAAAUAAUACCAGUUCAAGUGAAUUUGACGAUUGUAUAAGUGAAAGUGAGAAAAUUCUUAUAAAAUCAUUUAAACGAGUAGUUAUUAAAGGAAAAAGGGGUCGAGGUGUCCCUGUCCUUUUUACAGACGAAAUGGUAAAAAAUACUGAUAUAUUGUUGAAAUUUCGAAGAUAUUUUAUUGCAGAAAGUAAUAUAUAUUUAUUUGCUAGUACUACAUCUUCUAGUAGCAUAAGUGGAACAAAAGCGAUGAAUAAACGUGUGCGAAUUGCUGGUGUAAAGAAUGCAGCUGCAUUAACAUCCACGAAACUUAGAAAGCAUUUGGCGACAAUGUCGCAAGUCAUUAACCUUACCGAACAGGACUUAGAACAGUUGGCCAUUUUUAUGGGCCACACAUCUGAUAUCCAUAAAACUUAUUAUAGACUUCCAAAUGAUGUUUAUCAAAUGGCUAAAGUAUCCAAAUUGCUUCUUCUAAAUGAGACUGGAGAAGCGUCAAAGUUUAAAGGGAAACGUUUGGAUGAAAUCAAUAUAAACUUAGAUCCUGUUAAAGAUGAAUCAAAUGAUGAAAUAGAAGAAUCACACGAAAUAAUGAGCGACAGGCUUACAGCAACUAAAUAUGAUGGCCAAGUGAAAGAAAAAGACAAUAUUAUAAAUCCAAUCAAAGUAACUCAAAAGAAAAAACGAAUUUUGGAACCUUGGAACAAUUUGCAGAAAGAAAAAGCUCUAACGUAUUUUAGGAAUCAUGUUCAACAGGAAAUUGCUCCAAAAAAAAUGAAUGUUUGA
This is a messenger RNA of Diabrotica virgifera virgifera (western corn rootworm), 3041 nucleotides long. RefSeq lists its product as uncharacterized. NCBI's taxonomy places the organism in Eukaryota, Metazoa, Arthropoda, Insecta, Coleoptera, Chrysomelidae. The record is from RefSeq and is a predicted model, not a curated record. The transcript has 4 exons. Bases 1698 to 3041 code for a protein of 447 amino acids.